Nicotiana tabacum (common tobacco) is the source of this 685-nucleotide messenger RNA. RefSeq lists its product as uncharacterized. The record is from RefSeq and is a predicted model, not a curated record. NCBI's taxonomy places the organism in Eukaryota, Viridiplantae, Streptophyta, Magnoliopsida, Solanales, Solanaceae.
AGCAGCCACAUCUAUAAAAAGCAGCUAUCAAAUGAGUGGAAUGUAGCAAAAUUUCAGGAUAAGUAUAAGUAGCAUAGCGAGAGAGAAUUUUACAGCAAAUGAUGGAGGUUCUUAGCUCAAGCCAGCCGUCACUCAGAUGCUGCGGAACAGAGGAGGAGGGGAAAGUAGAGUGCAAGUGCGUAGAAGGAUGGUCUUGCUCUGUUACUAAAACAGAUAGUUCCAAAGCUGGCAAGCCCUUCUGUAUUUGUUCCACGUCCGACACCACCUGUAUCUGUGUGGAUGAAUCUGAGAGCACGUUAGCAGAGGUAAAGAAAGCUUUAGAGGGCUCACUUGGUUGCAAAGUAGUCUGCAAGACUGACGCAGGAUAUACUUGUAAAAUCACCAAUGCUGGGAAAGUCAUAGCUGAAUGUGGAGAAGGUUGCAUCUGCAUCGUUGAUGAAACAGGCAGUAUUAAAUGCAUAACCAAAGCAGCAGAGACCUCCUGCUGCACCUCUUCCUCUUGUAACUAAAAUAUAUAAGACACUGUUUAUUCAUAAACAAAUAAGACCAGCAGCUAGCUUGCUUGCAUGGAUGAUGCUGGAUUAAUGGUGCCUGAUUGAGAAAAUACUGCUUAUCUCGAAUCAUGUGAUCAUUUGUGUAUCUCCAGUUUGGUUUAUUAAAUGAAGUUCUGUUUGUUUAAAACUCA